AUGGGCUUGGCUGGGACUAAGGUCAAGCAGAGGUUUGGUAUGGAUCCAAGGAACACGAAGUGGUCAAAUGAUACUUCAAGAUUUGGACGAGUUUACUUGGAGAAAUUAGGCUGGGAACCUGGUAGUGGUCUUGGGUUAGUCGAUCAUGCUGUUAAAACCCAUGUAAAGGUGAAAAUAAAAGAUGAUAAUUUAGGUCUUGGCGCCAAAACGAAUGCUGGAAGCGGCUCCUUAGAAAAUGGGGAAAGUUCUGGAUUAGACGUCUUCCAAAGAAUUUUGGGAAGGCUCAAUGGAAAAGAAGAACUGAUCAACAAAGAAUUGGAUAGGAAGAAGAAAGAUAAUUUUAUCACAGGAAAAUGGGGUAUAUCCUUUGUGAAAGGUGAUUGCCUCGAAAGUACGUGGGAUGCUAAAUCCAAAUCUUUUGUUUCCAGUAAACUGCAACCAGCGUCAGAUAGUGACAUAAGUGAUUCAAAGUCAAAAAUGGAAGAGAAGACAAAAAAUGAAAUCUUCGCUUCGCAAGGUGGCAGUAAGUCAUUAGAUGAAUCUAAGAAACGUAAAAAGAGUAAGAAAAAUGACAGCAGAAUGACGAAAAUUAGGAAAACAAUUGAUGCAGAAAAAGAGAAGAAAGUGAAGAAAGAGAGAACACAAAAAGAAGAGAAGAAAGAGAAGAAAGAGAAGAAAGAGAAGAAAGAGAAGAAAGAGAAGACAGAAAAAGAAGACAAAAAAAACAAAAAAGGCAGUAAGGACAGGAAACAAAAGAAAGAGAAGAAAGCAUUCAUAGAAUCUGAAGGACUAGAAGGAUUAAAAACUGAAAUUGCGACAGUCGGUAGAAUACCAAUUGAAUGCAAAAAAAGGAAGCUAGAAGAAAUUGAUUCCAAAAAAUUAAGAAAAAAAAUGAAAAAUAGUCAUAUGAACUCCGACAUGGCCCUCGAAGAACAGGAGAAACUGGAGACUAUUCAAGGAGAUUCUGUUGAUGCUCGUGUGGUACGUGUUUCCUCUGUGGUUCCAAUAUCUAGUAGACUUUCUGCAAGGUCAAAAUGGAUAAGACAGAAGAGAGCUUCGGUUAUGGAUCCCAAAGCACUAAAUGAAAUUUUUAUGAUAAAGAAAUAA
Molecule: messenger RNA, 1107 nt
Organism: Priceomyces carsonii
Lineage: Eukaryota; Fungi; Ascomycota; Pichiomycetes; Serinales; Debaryomycetaceae
Product: telomerase inhibitor
Exons: 1
Coding region: 1-1107 (368 amino acids)
Cellular component (GO): nucleolus
Molecular function (GO): nucleic acid binding
Source: RefSeq, a predicted model, not a curated record